Kwoniella shivajii is the source of this 1650-nucleotide messenger RNA. RefSeq lists its product as uncharacterized. Lineage: Eukaryota; Fungi; Basidiomycota; Tremellomycetes; Tremellales; Cryptococcaceae. The transcript has 5 exons. The record is from RefSeq and is a predicted model, not a curated record. The coding region runs from base 1 to 1650 and encodes 549 amino acids. Gene Ontology annotation, molecular function: N,N-dimethylaniline monooxygenase activity; flavin adenine dinucleotide binding; NADP binding.
AUGACCAAUACUAUCUCGUCAAAUUCUACUCAUGAGUUCGAUCAUCCUAUAAGAUCGGUCGCAGUGAUUGGUUCAGGACCUACUGGGACACCUGCAGCUCGACAUCUUCAAGAGGCAGGUUUGAAGGUACGACUUUUCGAACGACAAUCGCAAUCAGGUGGAAUUUGGAACUGGAGACCUGCAGCUUCGCUGCCAUUAUCAGUACCAACACCUCCACCUUCAAGAGGGGCGUUCACCCCUGUUCUUCGGGAAAGUGGAGUCUAUGAAGACCCAGAUAGAUCUGAGAGAGAACAUUUCAGCCCUCCCAAUCCGUGUUAUUGGAAUCUGACUAAUAAUGUUCCGACCACGACAAUGGCAUUCAAAGAUUUUCCAUAUCCAGACGGAACAGAUCUGAACGUGUCCCAUACGGUCUUCUCCAAAUACGUACAUGACUAUGCCAAGCAUUUUGGAUUAGACAAAGUGGCAUCGUACAAUACCAGAGUUGAGAAAGCCGACAAGGUCGCCUCACAAUGGAGAUUGAACCUCAGAAAGGUUGUUGACGAAGGUGAAGACAGGGCACGGGAGGAACAAUGGACAGAGGAAUUUGACGCAAUCGUUGUAGCCACCGGUCAUUACAACGCACCGUAUAUACCUGCUCUUUCUGGAUCGGACACAUGGGCAAAUGCCUGGCCCGACAAAGUCAUUCACUCACAAGGGUAUCGGCUGCCAGAACCCUACAAAGAUAAGACGGUGCUGCUUAUUGGUAUCGGAACUAGUGGUAACGACAUUGCUCGUGAUAUCGACCCCUUUGUGAAAAGGACGUAUAUGGUCGGUAGGAACAAGCUCAGAGGACCUCCAGCAUAUCAAAAGCAACGUAAGAUGCAACGAUUCAUGUUACCCCAAAAAGCAGAAGCAGUAUCGGAAAUUCAUCGAUUCCUUCCUCCGAAAUUAGGACAGCCAAUCCGGGAGGCAGAGGUAGAGCUCUCAGAUGGACGAAUAUUGAAGGGCAUUGAUGAGGUUAUCUUCGCUACGGGAUAUCAAUACUCCUUCCCGUUCCUACCGAAUUAUCACCAAGACUACGAACAAGUAGCAUCCAACAGCUUAGCCAAACACCAUUUGGUUAGCGAUGGCUCUGGGGUACUGAAUCUAUGGCGGGAUGUCUUCUACAUCCCAGAUCCAAGCCUUACCUUCAUUGGAUUGAGCGUCAAUACCUCAGCCUUCUCAUUCUUUGAGUACCAGUCGAUCUCGAUUGCCCGGGUUUUAUCAGGAAAAGCUAGAUUACCUGACGAAGCCACCCGCUGGGCGGAUUACGCUCAACUGGUCAAAGAAAAAGGUGAAGGGAAAUUCAGUCACCUGCUGAAUCGAGAUGGCGAACGAAGUUACGUCCGAGAUACGGUGGAAUGGCUGAAUAAAGAUGCUGAGUGGUCGGGAGCUGAGCCAGUCCAAGGUCACUCCGCAGAGUGGAUAGCUGAGAGCGACAAGAUGGUACAGCUCCUUGCCUCGAAGUAUGGGGUGACAUUGGAACAAUUGAAGCAGAUUGACGUAGAGAUAGCUGCAGGAGAUGGACGGACUUCAGAUGGUACUGCGAAAUCAUUUGAGACCGCGGCGGAAGAGACCAAUGCUAGAGCCAUUGAAGGCAUUGCUAGAAGAGUUGCUACUGUAAAAGCUUAG